AUGCAUUUGCCUCCAAAUAUUUCUCUUGUACCUCCAGAAAUACCAACUAAACUAAUGGCACAAGGGUUAUAUCAUGAGAGAGUUGUGGAAAAACCAAAAGUUAUUAAUGAAGAAGAAAUUGUUGAGAUAGAAACAAUAGAGUACCGAGAAAAGUUGGUAGAAGUUCCGGAAAUUAUUUACAAGGAGAAUAUUAUAAAGGUUCCAAAAAUUGAAAUACAAGAAAGAAUUAUUGAAGUUCCCAAAAUUAAUGAAGAAGAGAAAAUUGUUUAUGUUCCAGAAGUAAGAUAUGUAGAAAAAUUUGUAGAAAAAAAAGAAAGAGUAUUAAAGGAAAAAACUGUAUUUGUUCCGAGGGUUGAGGUUCAAGAAAGGAUUGUAGAAGUACCUAAAAUAGUAAUAGAAGAAAAGAUUGUUGAGGUUCCACAAAUCCAAUAUAAAGAGGUUAUCGUUGAAAAGAUUCUAGAAAUACCACAAAUUCAAGAAGAGAUUAUAUGGAAAGAUGUAGUUGUUCCAAAUAUUCAGCCAAGAUAUGUUGAAACUGAGAAAAUCGUAGAAAUUCCAGUCAUACAAACAAUAGAAAAGUUAGUCCAUGCCUCAGUUCCACAUUAUAAAAUGAUUAAACAAGAUAUUAACGUCCCAAUGAUAGAUAUUAAAACAGUCCCAAGAGAUUGUAUAUUAGAAAAAUUUAAAUAUGUACCGGUUCCUGUCGAUAGAUAUCAAGAAGUACAGGUACCAAAAUAUGUACUUAAGACUGUUGAAGUCCCUGUUCCUGUUCCUGUUGAAAAGAUCGUUGAAGAAGAAGUACCAGUGCCUAUAUCAGUAGAAAAAGUUGUACAUGUUCCAAAAAUAAUACAAAGACAUGUUCCACGUACAUUUAAUGUACCAAUACCAGUAUAUUCGGAUGCAUUAAUAGAAUCAAGAGUAGGCUUGAUGCCAUAUAAUACAUUUCUAUCUAUUAAUAAUGAAUCUACGGAAGAAUCUUCUCAACAACUUCUAUCUACAAACAAUAUUAAUAACAUUCAACAAAAACUACAAGUUCGAGGCGGUAGUGGAAUUGGAAUUGAAGUUAAUUCCAAUAUCUCGGUAUACAGAUCUCCAGAAAGAAAGGCUGAAGAUAAAAAUUACUUAAAUUAA
Cryptosporidium ubiquitum is the source of this 1131-nucleotide messenger RNA. RefSeq names its product articulin family protein. The record is from RefSeq and is a predicted model, not a curated record. NCBI's taxonomy places the organism in Eukaryota, Apicomplexa, Conoidasida, Eucoccidiorida, Cryptosporidiidae. The transcript is spliced from 2 exons. The coding region runs from base 1 to 1131 and encodes 376 amino acids.